Protobothrops mucrosquamatus (brown spotted pit viper) is the source of this 2184-nucleotide messenger RNA. It is a transcript of the gene PHF10, whose product is annotated as PHD finger protein 10. Gene Ontology annotation, cellular component: npBAF complex. NCBI's taxonomy places the organism in Eukaryota, Metazoa, Chordata, Lepidosauria, Squamata, Viperidae. The transcript is spliced from 12 exons. The coding region runs from base 27 to 1511 and encodes 494 amino acids. The record is from RefSeq and is a predicted model, not a curated record.
UAGCCCAGCCCCAUCCGUGGCCGGCGAUGGCGGCGGUGCUGUCCCCGCGGGUGUGCGACAGCGACCCAGCCACGCCCGGAGCCCAGUCUUUAAAGGAUGACAUAGAAGAAAAUUCAAAUGAUGGCAGCCAACCAUCUAAAAGGCGCCGCAUGGGCUCAGGAGACAGCUCACGAAGUUGUGAGACUUCAAGUCAAGAUCUUAGUUUUAGUUAUUUUCCAGCUGAAAACCUGAUAGAAUACAAAUGGCCACCCGAUGAAACAGGAGAAUAUUAUAUGCUUCAAGAACAAGUUAGUGAAUACUUGGGGGUAACCUCCUUUAAGCGAAAAUAUCCAGAUUUAGAAAGACGAGAUCUUUCUCACAAAGAGAAACUUUACCUCAGAGAAUUAAAUGUCAUUACGGAAACACAGUGUACUUUAGGUCUAACUGCCUUGCGCAGUGAUGAAGUAAUUGAUCUGAUGAUUAAAGAAUACCCUGCCAAACAUGCAGAGUACUCGGUUAUACUUCAAGAGAAAGAACGUCAACGAAUAACUGACCACUAUAAAGAGUAUUCUCAAUUGCAGCAGCAGAAUACUCAAAAAGUUGAAGCAAGUAAAGUUCCAGAAUAUAUUAAGAAAGCUGCCAAGAAAGCUGCAGAAUUCAACAGCAACUUAAACCGUGAACGAAUGGAAGAAAGACGGGCCUAUUUUGAUUUACAAACACAUAUUAUCCAGGUGCCUCAAGGAAAAUAUAAAAUCUUACCUACAGAAAGGACAAAAGUUAGCCCUUAUCCAGUGUCUCUCAUACCAGGCCAGUUUCAGGAGUACUAUAAAAGAUACUCUCCUGAUGAACUUCGAUAUUUGCCACUAAAUACAGCUCUUUAUGAGCCCCCCUUAGACCCAGAUCUGCCUGCGCUGGAUAGUGAUGGAGAUUCAGAUGAUGUAGAAGAGCGAGCAGAUGAAAAGCGGAAAAUCAAAGGCAAUUCGGUAAACCAAAAUGACAACUCAUCUGGCAAUGUGUCUGAAGGUGAAUGCACAGCAGAAAACCAGGAAGAACCUUUGCAGGGAAAACAAAAAACAAGAGAGAGAAAUUCUACUCCAAGAAAAGAGGGUUCCAAACGAUCUGUAUCCAAAUCGGUUCCUGGGUACAAGCCAAAGGUCAUUCCAAAUGCUAUAUGUGGAAUUUGUCUGAAGGGUAAGGAGUCCAACAAGAAAGGGAAGUCUGAAGCACUUAUACACUGCUCCCAAUGUGAAAACAGUGGACAUCCUUCCUGUUUGGAUAUGUCUGCAGAGCUUGUUGCAAUAAUUAAGACCUAUCCUUGGCAAUGUAUGGAGUGUAAAACAUGCAUUAUAUGCGGGCAGCCUCACCAUGAGGAAGAAAUGAUGUUUUGUGAUGUGUGUGAUCGUGGCUAUCAUACAUUUUGUGUGGGGCUUGGUGCUAUCCCUUCAGGUCGCUGGAUUUGUGACUGUUGUGAAAGACAACCCCCAAUUCCCAGGGGCAGAGGAAGAAGAGGGAAGAACAGCAAAGAAGGAUAACUGCAUAUUAACUUCAUAAAAACUAGUGCUAAACUUGGUGCUACUCUAUUUACCACUGUACAAGGAAAAACACCACUCAAAAACAGUUUCACCAAAUAAAACUCUUUUUAAUUUUAACAUGGUGAGGAAGGUUAUUCAGUAUCUUUUGUUGCAUUAAAGACAGAGGUGAACAUAUCUGUAUUCUGUACUUUUAUAAUUUGUUUUAUAGAUUCUGUUCUGCAUAAUAAUCAUUUUUAUAGAAAACCGCAGAGUAAUUACUUUUGUCCUCCAUCCUAUUCAAAGGAAAAUAUUGAUUUAUUAUUAAAUUCAAGAGUAUUAGUAGAGUAACAGUUUCUCUAAAUCACAAAAUAAAACACUUCACUAAGUAUACAAGUUUCUUGCAUAAUCAAUUAGCAUCUUAUUUGUUUGAAUAUGAUGCUAUUAUUGUGAAAUUAAAGUGUAUUGUAGGAACCAAGCUUAAUUUAAGUCAAGUGGACUCUUGAAUAAUUCUCAUUUCUUUCCAUCUACAAGGAAUCUCUGGCCAUUCCAGCUGUCUAGAUAGCUAUCACACACUUUAGAACAAAAACACAGAAGCUAUCGUUCUACUAAUUUCUUAUUGAUACUCUUGUUUCAUUUCUUCUGUAUGCUAAGGCCAGAAAAUGAGUAAGAAAUGCAUGCCAAAAUCUUAAGAGAG